AUGGCCUUCUUCAACUUAUAUCUAUUGGGAUAUCAACAUCCCUUUCGGAACAAAAAAAAGGACAUAACUGAAGAAACAAACCAGAGGGAAUCAGUGUCCACUAGGCUUCCCCCCAUUAUCUCAGAAGAUGGGAAUUAUUUCCUGCACCAGAAUAGUCACAUGAGAUACAAUGAAGCUGUACGGAAGGUGUUGCUAAAAACAUUCCCCAAUCAGGUCUUCAGAGUCCCUCUGACUGAUGCUCAGAACUUCAGCUUCUGGCGGUCUCACGAUCCAGGAGUACGUCCGGAGAAAACCAUGCCAUGGAUCUGGAGCCCACGCCACUGUCUCAUUAAAAGCCCAAUGACCAGGUUUAUGGAUCACUCCAUUCUUAACGACAGAAACUUCAGUCUAUAUUGA
Molecule: messenger RNA, 396 nt
Organism: Urocitellus parryii (Arctic ground squirrel)
Lineage: Eukaryota; Metazoa; Chordata; Mammalia; Rodentia; Sciuridae
Gene: Spmip11
Product: sperm microtubule inner protein 11
Source: RefSeq, a predicted model, not a curated record